Molecule: messenger RNA, 2118 nt
Organism: Polyodon spathula (Mississippi paddlefish)
Lineage: Eukaryota; Metazoa; Chordata; Actinopteri; Acipenseriformes; Polyodontidae
Product: ectodysplasin-A-like
Exons: 8
Coding region: 163-1281 (372 amino acids)
Biological process (GO): animal organ development; immune response
Cellular component (GO): membrane
Molecular function (GO): tumor necrosis factor receptor binding; death receptor binding; death receptor agonist activity
Source: RefSeq, a predicted model, not a curated record
UUGGUCACUUACUGAUCAGGGAAAAGAUCAGAGUAGUGCUAAGAGUUUUUCAUGCAGGCUCCGUCAAGUAAAUCACUGCUCACUAGCGGAUCAGACCCCAGAAACGAAUUGAUUAUGGUGAAAUAGCAAAGCCUGACUUCAUUUAUAUACAUUUAUAAAAAGAUGGCAUCUAAGAGCUUUACAGAAAAGUUGGCAAACUUGGAGCAGAAAACCCUGAAGCCCGAACUUCCUGUAACCUGUAAGUGCCGGAAACAAUGUAACAGCUGCAAGAUCUUCCUGGGAUUUUUCGCGCUGUCCCUCUGGCUGCAUCUGGUCACUCUGUUGUGUUAUUUGGAUCUGAGGUCUGAGGUGAAGCGCGAGCUGUUGCACAAGAACAGAGAGGAAUUCGUCACCCUGGACGCAAAUGACUUGAAAGAGCACAAGUCUCCAGAACUCGAGGUUUUGGACCGUCACUACCCCGCACUGCUGGAAGAGGACGAGCUGGCUCUGUCAAAUCAAUUCAACACUGCUGAUCUGCCUCGACUACCAGAAGAAAAUAAGAGACCUCUUCACCGAACAAAAAGAAGUCAAAAUAGGGAUAGGGAUGGGGAAGGAGGUUCUAAUACUAAAACCUCAAAAGGCAAAAAAAAAGGCAAAAAACAAGGCCCUCCUGGUGCUCCAGGCCCUCCUGGCCCUCAGGGGCCCCCAGGACCACAAGGCCCUCCAGGAAUUCCAGGAAUUCCCGGCAUCCCUGGAACCAGCGCCAUGGGGCCACCUGGGCCAGCCGGGCCUCCGGGACCACAGGGCCAACCCGGGCUUCCAGGACCUUCAGGAGCAGUAGAAAAAGCAGGGGCCAGAGAGACGCAGCCAGCAGUGGUGCAUCUGCAAGGACAAGGAUCAGCAAUUCAAGUAAAGAAUGAUCUUUCAGGGGGCGUGCUGAAUGACUGGUCUCGCAUCUCCAUGAACCCCAAGGUGUUCAAGCUGCACACGCGCAGCGGGGCGCUCGAGGUGCUGGUCGACGGGACCUACUUCAUCUAUAGUCAGGUAGAAGUAUACUACAUCAACUUCACAGAUUUUGCCAGCUAUGAGGUUGUGGUUGACGAGACCCCCUUCUUGCAGUGCACGCGGAGCAUUGAGACGGGCAAGACCAACUUCAACACCUGCUACACCGCUGGGGUCUGCAUGCUGAGGGCGAGGCAGAGAAUAGCCAUCAAAAUGGUCCAUGCAGACAUCUCCAUCAACAUGAGCAAGCACACAACAUUCUUCGGGGCGAUCCGGCUCGGGGAGGCUCCAUCAUCUUAAAACAAACAAACCGCACCACAGAUAUAUUGGAUACCCAGCCUUGAUGUCUGUCUGCGUCCCUGUCCCUAAUCCCUGCCUCUCACUCGUGCUCAGAGGACGAAGGAGCCCAAGCAAUCAUCAGCUUGUGAAUUGCUCAAAUGCAGAGUCCUCAAUACCGUAGACCCUGCUAAUGUAUAUGAAGGAGCAGAGUUCUCCUCUGGAGGCCGUACGUUCUGGAAUGGAACUAACCACAUGUAACAGUGUUGGAAUCCUAUAGCUCCCUCAGUUAUCACAGGUAUGAGAAAGGAUGUUGCUAAUGUGCAGUGUAGCACCAAAGGGAAUGAGCAAUGCACCUGCCAGCAGAGACGCUGUUCUGAUCCUUGCUUUGUCCUGCUGGAGGACCUUGUUGCUAAAAAAGCGUUGCCAUUUCAGGACCAGCUCUGACCUCGGGACUUGCAUGGGAUGAGAUUGCAUUACACCGGACUCACUUUGCGGGAAACAAGACAACAGUUUAUUUUAAUUAUAACCAUUUUACAUAUUUUAUAUACCAAGUCUUGUGAUCUGUGUCAUAAUGGGACACCUGUGUAGUGCGCACUCAAGGACAAGAGCUGGAAACAGAAGACUGAAGGGACUGAAACCCAAAGGGAUGAUCUCUAUGAAGAUCUUGAUCCAUGUGUUGAUGCAGUAUAUCGCUGCUGUCCAGGUAAACCGCUCGCCUGCAAUCCACACACUGGAUACUCCAAGAGCUCAAGCAGCAGAACCUGCACAUUCUUAUUUGUCUUUUUAAGCUUAUUUAUAUGUUCAUGUUUUAUAGUGGCGCCCUCGUCGUUUUAAUGUUUAGAUAACCCUGUGUGUGUG